AUGGAUAGGGACUGGCUACUGUCGUUACCGGGGGACCGGCUCGGGUGGGCGCCGCCUAAGGUAUUAACAUGUGAUGAGGAGUACGAGGGGCUGCACAAGUUUGACCCAUUGGACAUUUUGGGGAAUCUGGGCUCUAUCGUUAUCAAAGACUGCAUGUGGAGUGGCUUUUCCACGAGUCACCGGCUGGAAAAAGUGGCUCAUGGCGAGCGAGCUCCGGUGACUGCUCCGAUUCAGACCUCGAGCGCACAGAAAGCUGCUCGUGCCGCAUCGGGCACACCCGUGACCGGGACCCAGGCGUCACUGUGCGUGAACCCCGCCGCAGUCCUGGAGCUCCCUGUCCCUCAUAACAAGAAAGUGGCUGCGGGCUCCUCCGGUUCUGAGUGUCGCUCUGAAUCAUCCGAUGAGGAUGAUGACGAGAUUGACGUGGUGACAGUAGACAACCGACCAAAACGUGGCCGCCCUCCAAGUCGCCGUACUCCAGUAACCAUUACAGUGAGUGCUGAUCCAUUUGGACCAUGUCCCAAGCGCUUCCACGUGUCUCUGCAUCGGCAGCAGCACAAUUACGCUGCCCCCUCCCCUGACACGGAUCCUGAGGAUGACUUUGAUGAGAUGGAGUCUGAGAGCAAACGGCCACAUCUGGAGCCUUCAUCCUCUCCCUCAUCUCUACUUUCUUCACCUGCCACAUCGGACUCCGAGGACUCCAGCGAGCAGCGUCGGAACUUUCUGGAGAGAAAGAGGAGAGACGACCUUCGCUCGAGGUUCCAGGCGCUCCGGGAGGAGAUUCCAGGUUUGUCUGUAUCCUCAAAGACCUCGAAGGUGGCGAUUCUGAAGCAGGCGACGGAAUACCUGCUGCAGCUGCAUGCGCGCCAACGGCGUCAAGCUCAGGAGAAGAGAAAACUCAAAGCCAAACAACAACAGCUUCUCCGCAGGAUCAGUGUAUUACAGAACUCCUAAAGAAAAAAAAAAUCUGCUUUAACACGGCACAAUAUUUCCAAAGCUCAUUAUGGACGAGUUUUUGUCAUUCACUGAAAUGACACUUAAAACACUGCAGGGAGGUCUUUAAAACCACAUUGAAUUAUGCCCUUCUUGAAGGGAUCUGUACAUGUGUGUGCUGGGCUUUAGACUUUAGUUGAGAUGUGGAGAACUUUGUGUGAGGAGAUGAUGACAAAUGUGCACAUGCAAUGCCUUUAUAAACCUCAGCGGAUGGCGAUGCAGAGGAAGUUAUAUUGAUGAAUUUACCUCCGUAGCGAGAAGGGUGGGUGGUGUUUGUAUGCAUGUGGGUGGUGUGUAGGCUGUAUAAUGUGAGGGGAGCAUGGUGUUCGAAAACGUUGUGUAGAAAAUUUGAAGUGUCUUGUUCAUAACAUGAUCUGUACAAAAUCUGCUGUAAAUACUGUAUUCAGAGGAUGUUCUCCUCCUGUAUCUACUCACGAACUGCACAGAGAUUCUAUUUUGUUAAAGAAUAAAGCAUCUAAAAUGA
Sinocyclocheilus rhinocerous is the source of this 1477-nucleotide messenger RNA. Its product is annotated as protein L-Myc-1a-like. The transcript has 2 exons. The record is from RefSeq and is a predicted model, not a curated record. Gene Ontology annotation, biological process: regulation of DNA-templated transcription. Lineage: Eukaryota; Metazoa; Chordata; Actinopteri; Cypriniformes; Cyprinidae. Gene Ontology annotation, molecular function: protein dimerization activity; DNA-binding transcription factor activity. Bases 1 to 954 code for a protein of 317 amino acids.